Molecule: messenger RNA, 482 nt
Organism: Amoebophrya sp. A25
Lineage: Eukaryota; Dinophyceae; Syndiniales; Amoebophryaceae
Source: the annotation of a GenBank genome assembly
UUGACAUUUUUAGCACGCAUGAUCAGGAGGAAAGUCUUAGUGUUCAUGAAGUUACGAAAAAACAUCAUCAAGCACGGAAGGUUUUGUACAGCGUGAAUGGCCAACACAGAUGUUGGCAACUUUGCGAUCAGUAGAUGACAAACUGAUCAAGGGCGAAUGGGAAAUUCCACUGAUAGUCAAUGGCUAGCAACCUAACACCCAUUGCAGUAUGCUCAUCGGUGCAAGUUCGGAGGUUCCAGAGUGGUUGUUCUUUUAACAUCGUGAUCCUCCUGAGUGAUCCAUUUCGAAUCAAUUACGUACUAUUCAGAUUAAUUUCACCCGCUAUGCAAUAUAUAACGAACAACUUGCACCACAAGCUAAGUAGGCUCCCCGUCCGCUGCUCAACAACUCCAUCUAAACAACGUGCUGCGCCUUGCAGAAACCAAGAACCGGAGGACAAGAACUUCUUCCGACUACAAGAAGAAGAUGAGCAGUCGUCAUAA